AACGAGAACCGGUUAGCCGACAAAUUCACAGUUAGUUUGGCUCUUACUUCGUUCGAGAGAUGAUCAUGUGGCUGAAUCGCAUCUGGCUGCUUUCUUGUGUGGUUGUGGUGCACCUUUCUGGUCGCCCGGUCAGUGGCAGUGGCGAGUUUUACACAGCCGGCGUCGCAGAGUUUCGGCCGGCGGUGUUCGGUGCCAGUUCCGAGCAGCUGCUCGAGGAUAAUCUUAACGGCUACCUGGAGCUGAUUGCCGGUGCUAAUGGCACCAGCGAUAUACUGGUCUUUCCCGAGGCCACCCUCAACAGUGUGCUCCAGCUGACGGCAGUGCCGGAGCAAACGGAGCACAGUCUGUGCGAGGCACACGAAGGAGAUGAUCCCCGAGUGGCAGAGUUCCUGCGCCGGUUGGCCUGUGCGGCCCGCGACGCACGCACCUAUUUGGUGGUCAAUGUCAAGGAGCGGGCAGAGGAGGAUGCCACCGCCUCGACAGACAGGGGAUACAACAUCUACAACACGAAUGUGGUGUUCGACAGGCAGGGGGCGGUGUUGUCGCGGUAUCGCAAGUGGAACCUCUACCUGGAGCCGCUCACCAAUCGCACCCAAACCGCAGAGCUGGCCACCUUCCGCACGGACUUCGGCGUGACAUUUGGGCACUUUAUCUGCUUCGACAUGCUGUUCUAUACACCGGCCCAGGAGUUGGUUGAGCGCCUGGGCAUACGCCAUGUGAUUGUCACCAAAAUGUUCAACUCGGAGCUGCCCUUCCUGACGGCCUCACAACUCCAGCAGGGCUGGGCCUGGGCCAACAAUGUGACUCUGCUGGCUGCCGGUGCCAGCAUGCCACUGGCCGGGAUUAGCGGCAGUGGCAUUUAUGACGGCCAGCAGGGUGCCCUUACCAGGAUCAUGGUGUCGCAUCGGGCGGAGGGUCAGCGACAGCUGCUUCUGGCACAAGUGCCAACGGAUGGAUCGCAAGGGACUUCCACGCCCACGGAUGAGGAGGAGUCGCCUUCGACAGUGCAGCUGAAGCUACUCCAGCAGCCGGACAUUGGCAGCUUCUCCACGUGGGCCCUGCCCUUAGUCAAUGGGAGAGCGGCGAGCAAGCGGCUCUGCCAGGCGGAUCUCUGCUGUGAUUUCCAGCUCAGCUGGAACCUGCUCGGCGCUCAAGCCGAGUACCACUAUCGCCUGGGCGUGUCCGUGGCCGAACGUCGCUACGAGCAGGAGCAGUACAGCUCCAUUCGAGUGUGCGGCCUCUUUGCCUGCCGCGAUGACAGCCUCGAGUCCUGCGGUCUGCUCAGCAAUCAGCUGGAGGGCCACGGCGGUGGCGUGGAGUUCACUUCGUUGCGGAUCAGCGGGGAGUUUGUCAAGCGGCCGCGACGCCUGCUCAUGCCGAACACUCUUACCUACGGCCUGUAUGCGCUGCAGCCUUCGGAGGUGGCCUGGACCAUGCAGGAGGUGCCUGCGAAUGACAGCCACACCCACACGCAGCUGGAGCUGCGCCAGCCGCAACGCCAACUGCUCACCUUUGCCCUUUACGGGAACUAUUUUGAAGAGUUCGCCUCAAACGGAGUGGCAGCUGUUUGGCGCGGCAUGCUGACGCUGUGGCUCCUCCUGGCGAUUUCGAUGCAUCUGCCCAUCCUUUGUAACUCUUUUUAAAGGAGCUCAGAAAGGAAACAUCUCCACCUAUUCCCACCAUCACGUAAAAAUAUAAAAUU
Drosophila subobscura is the source of this 1702-nucleotide messenger RNA. RefSeq names its product vanin-like protein 3. Lineage: Eukaryota; Metazoa; Arthropoda; Insecta; Diptera; Drosophilidae. The record is from RefSeq and is a predicted model, not a curated record. The transcript is spliced from 2 exons. The coding region runs from base 60 to 1643 and encodes 527 amino acids.